Prunus avium (sweet cherry) is the source of this 2762-nucleotide messenger RNA. Lineage: Eukaryota; Viridiplantae; Streptophyta; Magnoliopsida; Rosales; Rosaceae. The record is from RefSeq and is a predicted model, not a curated record.
AUGGACAACAAAACCAACCAAAAGUUUUUAAUGUCUGUUAUUUUUUUAUGCCUGUAUAUGAAAAACCAUGUUUGCCUUGCAGCUGACACCAUCACUGCAAACCAACCUCUCUCUGGAGAUCACACCAUUGUCUCUGCAGGUGGGGCUUUUGAGCUGGGUUUCUUCAAACCAGGUAAUUCUUCAAACUACUACAUAGGCAUCUGGUACAAGAAAGUUUCUGUUAGGACCGUAGUGUGGGUGGCAAAUAGGGAACAGCCAAUCUCUGAUAGAUUUUCUUCAGUGUUGAAAAUAUCAGAUGGUAAUUUACUUCUCUUCAGUGAGUCCAAAGGUUCAGUUUGGUCCACAAGUGCGACCUCCACCACCACUAUCUCAGCCUCAGGUUCUGUAGAAGCAGUUCUUUUAGACAAUGGUAACCUUGUCUUAAGAGCUGAUGGAUCUAGUGCUAGUACUAAAUCAGAGCCUUUAUGGCAAAGUUUUGAUCAUCCAGCCGAUACAUGGCUACCAGGAAGUAGAAUCCGAUUCAACAAAAUUACCAAACAACGCCACCAGAUUCUCACUUCAUGGAAGAAUUCAGAGGAUCCUGCACCAGGUCUUUUCUCUCUUGGGCUUGACCCAAAUGGAUCAUUUAUCAUACUGUGGAAUAUGUCUCUACAGUAUUGGACUAGUGGAUCAUGGGAUGAAAAUUCAGAUACUUUCAGAUUGGAUCCUGAGAUGACGCUUAAUAAGGUUUUCAAUUACAGCUAUGUUACAAACGAAAAUGAAAGUUAUUUUACCUAUUCUCUUUAUGAUCCUAAGAGAAUAUCUCAAUACGUGAUGAAUACCUCAGGGCAGAUUCAGCAACUAACAUGGUUGGAGACUACCAGCAAAAGGCAAUGGAAUUUGUUUUGGUCUAAACCAAAAGUUUAUGCCUUUUGCGGACCAUUCAGUAGUUACAAUGAGAAAUCCUUGCCUUUAUGUAGUUGUUUGAUGGGGUUUGAGCCAGAGUCACGUAGGGAUUGGAGUUUGCAGGAUUAUUCAGGUGGGUGCUCAAGAAAAACCAGCCUGCAAUGUGGGAAUGCUGCCGGUGUUAAUGGGACAGAAGAUGGGUUUCUAGAAAUGCCUAGCAUGUCAUUGCCUGCCAAUGUUGAGGAUAAACACUAUAGUGUAACAUGUAGAUCAAUCUGCUUAAGUAACUGCUCUUGCAUUGCUUAUGCUGACGACAGCACUGCUGGAUGUUCAAUUUGGACUGGAGAUCUAUUUGGUCUAAAGCAACUUGCAUCAGAUGACGGUGAUGGAAGGACUUUAUACAUCAGACUUGCAGCUUCUGAGUUUAAGAAUCCCAAAAGUCAUAAGCGCUCCCUAGUAAUUGCAACAGUCUCAGCAACAGCAGGAUUGCUUACAAUAAUUUUUUGUUAUUUCUUAUGGAAGAAGAUUUGGGGAAAGGGAAGGAAAUAUGGUGCUGGAGGUGGAAUGAAUGACACAGAAUUUCCACUCUAUCGUUUAAGGAGAAUAUUAGCUGCAACAAACAACUUCUCUGAAGCUAAUAAACUGGGAGAGGGAGGAUUUGGCCCUGUUUAUAAGGGGAUUUUGCCUGAACUCCAAGAAGUAGCCAUAAAAAGGCUGUCAAAGAAGUCAGGGCAAGGACUUCAGGAGUUCAUGAAUGAGUUGAAGCUUAUAGCCAAACUCCAACACACCAAUCUUGUUAGGCUCUUGGGUUGCUGUAUUGAAAAGGAGGAAAUGAUACUGAUUUAUGAGUACAUGCCGAAUCGAAGUUUGGACAAAUUUUUGUUUGAUCCAUUGGAAAAAACUGAAUUAGAUUGGGGUAAACGCUUUCGAAUUAUAGAAGGUAUUGCUCAGGGACUACUUUAUAUCCACAAGUACUCUAGACUGAAAAUCAUUCACAGGGACCUUAAAGCAAGUAAUAUUCUGUUGGAUGGAUCAAUGAACCCCAAAAUCUCAGACUUUGGAAUGGCAAGGAUUUUUGAGAUGAACCAAACUGAAGCAAAUACCAACAGGGUUGUUGGGACAUACGGCUACAUGUCCCCCGAGUAUGCACUCUAUGGCCAUUUCUCUGAGAAACUGGAUGUAUUCAGCUUUGGAGUGUUGCUGUUGGAGAUUGUAAGUGGAAAGAAGAAUGCUUCUUUUUAUCGUUUCGAAAAUUCCCGAACUCUUGCGGGAUGGGCAUGGGAGUUGUGGAAAGAAGGCAGAGGAAUGGAGGUGAUUGAUGAAUCAGUAAGGGAAGCAUGUGUGCCUCAUGAAGCUCUAAAGUGUAUGCAUGUAGGGUUUUUGUGUGUUCAAGAAGAUCCAGCUGAUCGGCCAACAAUGUCUUCAGUUAUUCUUAUGCUGCAAGGAAAUGAAGCUGCAUCACUUCCACUCUCCAAAGAACCUGCUUUUUCAAUGCAUAGGAACUACCCCCGCGCUGCUGUCGGUAUCCUAACAGUUACCAGUUUCUCCAACAAUGUAAUCACCAUGAGUAUCCCAGAAGGUCGAUAGACGUUCAAUUCAAUAAUGUUUCAUUGCUUCAACACACUUGAAGUUUGAUUUAUGAAGGAAAAUGGAAGACACUGUGACAAGUGUUGACAAUCUGCAAUGCAGAGAGUUGGACCAAUAUCUUUUGAUGGGCCAACGUCCUUCAUUGGGCUUCAGAAUUCAAAUUGGCCCAAGUCAGGUGCGUUCAUAACCCCAAGCUCGGAGAACGCAUAGCUGGGGUAGAUGGGCCAACCCGAACCUAGCAUUCUUUUUAUUCUUUUUUGCACAAACUAUCUCAUCUUAGCAUAGUAAAA